Molecule: messenger RNA, 3623 nt
Organism: Calypte anna (Anna's hummingbird)
Lineage: Eukaryota; Metazoa; Chordata; Aves; Apodiformes; Trochilidae
Gene: CPT1A
Product: carnitine palmitoyltransferase 1A
Exons: 22
Coding region: 648-2960 (770 amino acids)
Biological process (GO): fatty acid metabolic process; carnitine metabolic process
Cellular component (GO): mitochondrion
Molecular function (GO): carnitine O-palmitoyltransferase activity
Source: RefSeq, a predicted model, not a curated record
CGCCCUGCUGCGGCCGGCAGCCAAUGGGGCGGCGGGCGGCAAGCUCGGCUAUCGGAGGGGUGCGUAAGGGAGCGGUCCCCAUCUCAUUCGCUUCCUCUGGCGCUGCCGGUAGUUGCAGCCUGGCCUAUCCCGCUUGAGCGCCGGUAACCGCCACCCUCUCGGCAGUGUCAUGUGUAUUACCAACAUAGCAGCAGUGGAAUCAAUCUGCCUCUCAGUGUGCCCCAACCUAUUUGAGGUCCCAGCUGCAGGGAGCUUGCAGGACAGAAGAUUUCUGUGUGACAAGUAGACUUGAGAUCUUGAAGGCAGACAGCUGUUCAGGGAUGAAGAAAUUGCCCCAAGAUUCCCCAGGAGAUGCCUGAAGAAGAUAGCUAAUGUUCUCCCAGAGAUGAUCUUGGCAAACUGCUGAGGACAGGACACAAACUGUUAAGACAGCAAGUUCCUGCAGACUCCUUAGCUGUACUGAUUUUGAAUUGGUUGCUGUGGGCGAGGUCCAACUGUUGCUGCAGCUUGGGAAAUGCAUAGAACUUGCUCUUUCUGAAUGUUUGACUGCUGCUACCAGCUUGACUUACUGAGUGUGUUGCUCAUUUAAAGCAGUCAAAGCACAGGAUUUCUUGUUCAGGCUUCAGUGUUCUAAAACCUCUCUGAAGAUGGCAGAAGCUCAUCAAGCAGUAGCUUUCCAAUUUACAGUAACUCCAGAUGGGAUUGACCUGCGUAUGAGCCAUGAAGCUCUCAGACAGAUUUACCUCUCUGGUGUCCAUUCGUGGAAGAAAAAGUUCAUCAGAUUCAAGAAUGGAAUUAUCACUGGCGUUUAUCCUGCUAGCCCCUCUAGCUGGCUUAUUGUAGUUGUGGGUGUGAUGUCAACAAUGUAUGCCAAAAUUGAUCCUUCUUUAGGACUAAUAGCUAAAAUCAACCGCACACUUGAUACAACUGGCUAUAUGUCAAACCAAACCCAGAACAUUGUGAGUGGAAUACUUUUUGGCACAGGGCUUUGGGUUGCCCUCAUUGUCACCAUGCGCUACUCCCUUAAAAUGCUGCUUUCCUACCAUGGUUGGAUUUUCACUGAACAUGGCAAAGUUUCUGCAGGCACCAAGAUUUGGAUGACACUUGUAAAACUCUUCUCAGGACGCAAACCCAUGUUGUACAGUUUCCAGACAUCUCUACCACGACUACCAGUUCCAGCUGUUAAAGACACAGUCAAUAGGUACCUGGAAUCUGUUCGGCCACUCAUGGGUGAUGAAGAGUUCAAAAGAAUGGAGGCUCUAGCUCAAGAUUUUGCAUUCAAUUUGGGACCAAGGCUUCAGUGGUAUUUGAAGCUAAAAUCCUGGUGGGCCACUAAUUAUGUUAGUGACUGGUGGGAAGAGUAUAUCUACCUCAGAGGACGUGGACCUAUUAUGGUUAAUAGUAACUACUUUGCAAUGGACUUCCUUUAUUUAUCUCCCACAACCCUGCAGGCAGCUAGAGCUGGUAAUGUUAUCCAUGCCAUCCUGCUCUAUAGGAAAAAACUGGACAGACAAGAAAUCAAGCCAAUUCUUCUGCUGGGAUCUACUGUUCCACUCUGCUCAGCUCAGUGGGAGAGGAUGUUUAAUACCUCCCGAAUCCCAGGAGUGGAAUCAGAUACUCUCCAGCAUGUGAAAGACAGCAAGCACAUCGUUGUGUAUCACAAGGGCCGUUACUUCAAAGUGUGGCUGUAUCAUGAUGGGAGACUCCUGAGACCCCGAGAAAUUGAGCAGCAGAUGCAGAGAAUCCUGGAUGAUGAUUCAGAGCCUCAGGCUGGUGAAGAGAAACUAGCAGCUUUUACUGCAGGAGAUAGAGUACCCUGGGCUAAAGCUCGUCAGACUUACUUCAGCCGUGGAAAGAACAAACAGUCCUUGGAUGCUAUUGAAAAAGCAGCAUUUUUUGUGACAUUGGAUGACGCUGAGCAAGGGUACAGGAAAGAAGAUCCAGUGAGGUCACUGGAUGCAUAUGCAAAAUCCUUAAUGCAUGGCAGAUGUUAUGACAGAUGGUUUGAUAAAACAUUCACUCUUAUAGUAUUCAAAAAUGGCAAAAUGGGCAUGAAUGCAGAACACUCUUGGGCAGAUGCUCCUAUUCUUGGACACCUGUGGGAGAAUGUCAUGGCAACUGAGUAUCUUGACCUGGGCUAUUCAGAAGAUGGGCAUUGCAAAGGAGAUACCAAUAAAAAUAUUCCUAUUCCUACAAAACUGCAGUGGGAAAUUCCAGAAGAAUGCCAAGAAAUGAUUGAGAGGUCUCUGAGCACUGCUGUAGCUUUGGCAGACGAUGUGGAUUUUCAUUCCUUUUUCUUUGAUGCUUUUGGGAAGGGACUAAUAAAGAAAGCAAAAACCAGCCCUGAUGCCUUUGUGCAGCUUUCCCUGCAACUCGCUCACUAUCGGGACAUGGGAAAAUUUUCUUUAACAUAUGAAGCCUCUAUGACACGUUUGUUCAGAGAAGGCAGGACUGAAACUGUUCGUUCGUGUACUGUGGAGUCAUGUAGAUUUGUUCAGGCCAUGGAAGACCCAGCUGAAAGUAAUGAAAACAAGCUCAAGUUCUUUAGGCUUGCAGCUGCCAAACACCAGCACUUGUAUCGCCUGGCUAUGAUUGGUUCUGGCAUUGACCGCCAUCUCUUCUGCCUUUAUGUGGUGUCCAAGUACCUGGCUGUAGAUUCUCCUUUCCUGAAGGAAGUUUUGUCAGAGCCCUGGAGGCUGUCAACAAGUCAGACACCCCAGCAACACAUUGAUCUAAAGAAGAACCCUGAAAUGUUAUCCUGUGGUGGAGGAUUUGGACCGGUGGCUGAUGAUGGUUAUGGUGUUUCUUACAUAAUCUUGGGUGAAAAUGCCAUCCAUUUCCAUGUGUCCAGCAAAAUAUCUUGUUCUGAGACGGAUUCUCAUCGGUUUGGAAAAAACAUCCAGAAAGCAAUGAUUGACAUCGUGGGUUUAUUUAACCUUACUAAAAACAUUAACAAGUGAUUUACCUGACUGGUGCCAAGCAAUCUCCUGUUGCUGGGAUGAGAACUCUUCUGAAAUGAGCAAGAUUUGUCAGACAGCAGGUGGUGAAGACACUGAGUCAACAUCUUCUUGAUCACCUAUGAAAACCUUAGCAGUGUAUCAAAUGUGUAAUUAAUUGGGGUUUUUUUAGUAGUUUGGGAGAUUUUAUUUCCCUAUUUCCACAAAGGAUGACUUGAAAUCUUACUGUUUCUAGGGAUGAAGUGUAGUAUCAUUGCAUGAAGUCAUGUAUAUUCUAACUCCUGCAGUUUUCUCUUAAUUUGUAUAUACUUGCUCUUUUUUUACUUAAAAAAUUAGUCUACUUGUAUUCCAGAAUCAAAGGGAUAAAACACACUCUUCAAUAUUAGAAAAAGUUUGAUUUGCUAUGUAUUAAUAGCAGAACAUUCCUUAGUGUAUCUGCAGCUUUAUGUAAAUGAAUGACAGAACUUGUGGCUCUUUAUCUUCGUUGGUCUUGGUUUGGUUUUUUGGGGAGGUGUCUGGGGUUAAAGGUUAUUUCUCUAAAUUAUACAAAAAUGAUCCUUGCUAACCUGUAGCACACCAAGAUGUAGAAACUUGGGGGGGGGGAGGGACUGGAGAAACAGCACCAUGGAGUAGAGCUACACUGGGUAAUAAAAUGCCACCUAAUUA